This is a messenger RNA of Colletotrichum graminicola M1.001, 1182 nucleotides long. RefSeq lists its product as uncharacterized. The record is from RefSeq and is a predicted model, not a curated record. Gene Ontology annotation, molecular function: hydrolase activity, acting on carbon-nitrogen (but not peptide) bonds. Lineage: Eukaryota; Fungi; Ascomycota; Sordariomycetes; Glomerellales; Glomerellaceae. The transcript is spliced from 2 exons. The coding region runs from base 1 to 1182 and encodes 393 amino acids.
AUGAGAAGCGUUAGCCCUCUCUUUGACGAGGUGAUCGAGUGGCUAGUCGGAAGAAAGCUCGCUAGUGUCAUCAAGUUGGCGUCCCGCCAUGCCCUGCGCAGAGUGUUUGACAAGGAGCAGACCAAGGAGAUCAGGUCCAUCGCCAGUGUCGUCAAGAUCAGAACCCACUUGCUCAUAUCCCUCAACCUCUUCUUGGACCUGAUGCUAGGUUGCACUUCAGGAGCAGCGCUGGUGCGGCCCGAGCCCGGCGACCGGGACGGCCAAGAUACCAAGGACCGCCUGAUGCAUUUCCGUACCCUGGAGUGGGGUAUGGAUGCCUUGAGAGACCUUCUUGUCAUUGUGGAGUUUGUCGACAGCAGCAAAGGAGAUACUGACGAGGUGGUUGCAAGAUCAGUCUCGUACGCCGGCUUCGUUGGCUGCCUCACGGGUGUCCGCAAGGACUUGUCGGUGUCUCUCAAUUUCCGACCAACUCAUGAUUGCACUACCGCAUCGUUGAGGAGGCAUCAAUUGUCGGUCCUUCUUGGCCGCCGCGAGGCAGUUCCAUCUAUUCUCCGACGCAUACUCCUGGACCACGACAUCCCUAGCAAUAGCCUCAAGGUUCCCGUCUACAAUGGCCCUCAUAUCAACAACUCUGAACAACGUCCGCUUUCCAUCACAGGCGUAGCAAAGAAGUUCAUUUCGAUGCCGACAUCCCCUUGCUACAUCACACUAUGCAACGGAUUCAAGGUCGUCAGUGUCCUUAAAGACCUUUGCACAGGAAAGGCUAAGACGAGCAGCCUUUUUCAGGUUCAGUGUAACCACGACCCGGACCACGGGACCUGCUGUGGUCCCAAGGCAAACAACAGCCCCCCCGAAGCUACUCAAGCCAUGAUCAUUGGCGAGGACGACUGGCUGGGUGAGUCCGAGGGUCGUAAGCGAGUGCUCGAGGAGAAGUGGCUUCAGCACAUGGCAGCAGUCACCAAAGAGGCUGGGGAAGAACUGAAACCUUGUAUCAACAGCCUCUGUCUUGAUGCGGACACUCGAGCAGACCUUGGUAUAAACAUCAAGGUUCGUGGCGUGGACGAAGCCAUACUUCAGCAAUGGAUUAAUACGUAUCCGACUACCAACGAGUGUACGCACUUUGCCUGCAUCAUGGACCCGGCGUAUGGUACCAUCCGUUGGAUAGCUCGUGGUCGGAAUUGA